Thermochaetoides thermophila DSM 1495 is the source of this 1479-nucleotide messenger RNA. RefSeq lists its product as uncharacterized. Gene Ontology annotation, molecular function: ATP-dependent DNA damage sensor activity; crossover junction DNA endonuclease activity; ATP binding. The transcript is spliced from 7 exons. The coding region runs from base 1 to 1479 and encodes 492 amino acids. NCBI's taxonomy places the organism in Eukaryota, Fungi, Ascomycota, Sordariomycetes, Sordariales, Chaetomiaceae. The record is from RefSeq and is a predicted model, not a curated record. Gene Ontology annotation, cellular component: Rad51B-Rad51C-Rad51D-XRCC2 complex; replication fork; Rad51C-XRCC3 complex. Gene Ontology annotation, biological process: DNA repair; reciprocal meiotic recombination; meiotic DNA recombinase assembly.
AUGGUGGACUAUCAUGACAUUCACGGCUACGACAACGCCAGCUUCGACCUGCCCUCAACCCACCGCCUGCCCACUGUCUCGGCGGCCCAGGCCCUGCAGGACUUAGAGGGUAGGAAAGGAAGCAAUUUCAUUUCGACCGGCAUCGAGUCCUUGAAUGCCGCUCUGGCAGCCGGUCUAGACGGUUCUGUCGCUGGUGGGGUCCACAAAGGACAUGUGACGGAGAUUUGGGGUCCUUCGGGAUCUGGAAAGACUGCAUUCGGCAUUCAGCUUGCCGCCACCUGCCUCAAAGAUGGACGCGGAGUGGUGUGGGUAGAUGCCUUUCAUCCACUUCCCAUCCAUCGUUUGCGGUCGGCUGUCCAGGGCAAAGACGCCGGCAAAGGUGAAGACGAAGGAGACUUUAGUGUCUUCGACGACUUCACCCAUUACACAUGCCCCAGUCUUCCUCACCUGAUUGCCCUAUUAUGCCGGCCCACCGCAUCUUGCAUCCCACAGGGCACGGCUCUAAUAGUUGUCGACACCCUCUCCGCCUUGAUUAACCAUGCCUUUCCGAAAGUGCCCGAAUCUCGCCCCUCAGGGGACGUAAAAGGCAACAAAAGUCCUCCCAUGGGAGCCCGCCGGCUCCAGGCGCUCCAAUACAUUGUGGGCAGUCUCCAGAAGCUGGCCGCAACUCGUGACGUCGCUAUUGUGGUUCUCACCCAGUGUGCCACAAAGAUGCAGGCGGAACGCGGUGCGACCCUGGUUCCGGCCAUCACGGCAACGGUAUGGGAACAAGGAAUGUCGACGAGGCUGGUGCUGUUCCGUAAUUGGGCUCAACAGGGUGUUGAGCCGCUUGGACUACGCUUUGUUGGAGUCCAGAAGCUCAAUGGAAAGGUCCAGUCCUCAUGGAUUGAUAGUGUUUGCGCAUUCAGGAUCGAAGAGACUGGCUUGGUUACAGUAGAGUAUGACACUACACAACAAACUGAGGCUCUCUCUUCAGUCCAGGCCCAAAAAAGGAAGCUGGGAGAUACCGACUUAGAGAUUGCCGACAGCGAGGACGAGGACUACGGCUGGGGUGAUGACGACGAGUUGCCACCCAUGCCGUCUCAAUGGCAGGGGAGCGAAGACCUCCUGCUUACAAGGGAACCUGAGAGCGAAGUGUAUGAGAUCGACGGGGCUGAUGAAGGCGAGGAACAGGAAGAAGAUCCCGACGACAACAUCAAGUCGGGCACGGUUGAGUUUUCACUUUCCCCGGAUUCGCUCACAACCUUGUUGGCAUGGGAUAGUGUAGGUAUCGUCGUCCGCUGUCUCAUUGAGCCACCCUUCCUUCAGCCGUUCGAGAACACCUGCCAAGAGACGAGUCUCAAAGCUCCGGGACAAGCGGUGUCAGUCGGCCCACUCCCCGUAAGGGCAAACAUGCCGUUGCCGGAUGGCGGCGGGGUAAAAUGGUUCGUCACUGCGUCCAACAGCCAGCAAACGGCUGACCGCAUGGAGCUUGUUUAG